This is a messenger RNA of Penaeus monodon (black tiger shrimp), 1500 nucleotides long. RefSeq names its product chorion peroxidase-like. The record is from RefSeq and is a predicted model, not a curated record. NCBI's taxonomy places the organism in Eukaryota, Metazoa, Arthropoda, Malacostraca, Decapoda, Penaeidae. Gene Ontology annotation, molecular function: heme binding; peroxidase activity. Gene Ontology annotation, biological process: response to oxidative stress.
UCCGAAAUUAUGAUUUUCCGAAUCAUCGAAUUUCCCAUUUUUUUUCCCACAGGCGGGGACGGCAAGGCCCUGCCGUGCUGUCCCGACAUUUUGGGCGACGAUCCCUCGCUAAUGCACCCGGAAUGCGCACCUAUCGCCAUCCCCGCGAACGACCCCUUCUACGCCUCCUUCAACCAGACCUGCAUGGAAUUCGCGCGCUCCGUGGCCGACUCGCGGUGUGAGCUGGGACCUCGGAUGCAGAUCAAUGAAAAAACCUCUUAUCUGGACGGCUCUGUUAUCUACGGGACCGACAAAGCACAGAGCGAUUCUUUGAGGAUGUUCGAAGGAGGGAUGUUAAACUACCAGAUAAGCGAGAGCGAGGAACUGCUCCCGGCCAACCCCAGCAUGGCGGAGGAGUGCAACAAGGAGGGCAUGGCGAGCGAGGGCCGCUUCUGUUUCAAGUCGGGAGACAUGCGCGUGAACGUCCAGCCUCUCCUGACGGCGCUGCACAUACUCUGGUCCCGCCGCCACAACCACAUCGCCAAGGACCUCGCCGACCUCAACCCCAGCUGGGAAGACGAAAGGAUUUUUCAGGAGGCGAGGAGGAUCGUGGCCGCCGAACUCCAGCAUGUCAUCUACGCCGAGUAUGUCUCCAGCGUCCUCGGCCCCAUCUUCACGAAGCAGUUCAACCUCCGUCCACUCAAGGGAGAGAAACGGACGAGUCUUUACAACGAGGGAAUCAACGCAGCCAUCAGCGCCCCUUUCUCCGGGGCCGCCUUUCGAUUCGGACACAGCCAGAUUCCUGGCAGUAUUCAAGAGAUGGACGCCAACGGAGACGCUUCAUCCCAGUCCAUGUCAUCGGCUUUCAUGAACCCCUUUGCGCUCUACUCCAAGGGGACGCUCGCGAACCUUUUGCGAGGGGAGCUGGCCCAGAGUGCGACGCGGGUGGACAGUUUCUUCUCGCCACAGGUUGCAGGUCGCCUCUUCCGCGGAGGAAUGCCCUUUGGUCUAGACCUGGUGGCCCUAAACGUGCAAAGAGGACGUGACCACGGCCUGCCCCCCUACACGGCCAUGAGAGCGGUCUGCAACCUCCCCCUCGUGACAAGUUUCGCCGAACUGCUCCCUGACAUAGAGGGUCGAGUAGCGGAGCAACUUGAGAGACUGUACAGCCACGUAGACGACGUCGACCUGUUCAUCGGCGGGCUGGCGGAGAAGCCUGUGCCCGGAGGCCUCGUCGGGCCCACCUUCGCCUGCAUCCUCGCCGACCAGUUCCUCAGGCUCAAGGUCGGCGACAGGUACUGGUACGAGACGAGUGACCCCGAGACGCGGUUCGAGACGGCCCAGCUGAUGGAGAUCCGAAACUCCUCCUUGGGCAGGAUCUUAUGCGACGUCAUUCCUGAGCUGAAGGAGGUGCAGAUGAACCCUCUCAGGAAGAUGUCCGAGAUGAACCCGCUGAUGCCUUGCUCUUCCUUCAAGAGAGUCAGCUUCCAUCCUUGGAAGGAGGUGUAGGGAGUGCCCACA